Salvia miltiorrhiza (redroot sage) is the source of this 556-nucleotide messenger RNA. RefSeq names its product bifunctional dihydroflavonol 4-reductase/flavanone 4-reductase-like. The coding region runs from base 32 to 337 and encodes 101 amino acids. Lineage: Eukaryota; Viridiplantae; Streptophyta; Magnoliopsida; Lamiales; Lamiaceae. The record is from RefSeq and is a predicted model, not a curated record. The transcript has 3 exons. Gene Ontology annotation, molecular function: oxidoreductase activity, acting on the CH-OH group of donors, NAD or NADP as acceptor.
ACUUAACUUAUUGAAAGGAGAGGAGGAGGUCAUGGAAAACAAUCUACGUGUAAUAGUAGAUGUACGUGAUGUGAGUGAAGCCAUGAAAUUAGUAUAUGAGAGACCUAAUGCGAAAGGUCGAUACAUAUGCACGUCUCAUAUGAUGAAGAAUGAGGAACUGGUGCAAAGCUUCAAGGAAACCUAUCCCGACUACAACUACCCCAAGAGCAUCAAACAAGGCAGAGACGUGCCACAAGUGAGCUCGGAGAAACUGCAGGGACUUGGUUGGAAAUAUAGGCCAUUGAAAGAAACUCUUGUUGAUUCUAUUGAGAAUUGCAAAGGAAUUGGCCUUCUCUAAUUCCUAGAUUAAUUGUUACUUGUUUUUGAACUACAUAGUUAUAUUCUCGGAAUUCCAAGUAUGGAACAAAAUAAUUUGGUCCUGUGUUGGCGAUAGCCUUUCUUGCUACUUCAAAGCUUCGAAGGUAUAAGAAGUUAUAGUUGUGCUCUUUUAGUCUCAUCAUCCAUCUUCUUCUUCUUGGGAUUUUUCAGUCCAAAAAUGACUUCCUUUCUCGAAUCA